Peromyscus californicus insignis is the source of this 2165-nucleotide messenger RNA. It is a transcript of the gene Cd40, whose product is annotated as CD40 molecule. Bases 53 to 901 code for a protein of 282 amino acids. Gene Ontology annotation, cellular component: external side of plasma membrane; CD40 receptor complex. Gene Ontology annotation, molecular function: signaling receptor activity; antigen binding; protein binding. NCBI's taxonomy places the organism in Eukaryota, Metazoa, Chordata, Mammalia, Rodentia, Cricetidae. Gene Ontology annotation, biological process: positive regulation of canonical NF-kappaB signal transduction; TRIF-dependent toll-like receptor signaling pathway; defense response to virus. The record is from RefSeq and is a predicted model, not a curated record. The transcript has 9 exons.
AGCUACUAGAGGCACCACCCUAAUCAGUGAUCUGGCCGCUCGAACCCCCGCGAUGGUGACUUUGCCUCGGCAGUGUGUGCUCUGGGGCUGCUUGUUGACAGCGGUCCAUCUAGGACAAUGCAACACAUGCAGAGACAAACAGUACUUCUUCAAUGGCCAGUGCUGCGAUUUGUGCCAGCCGGGAAUGAGACUGGUGAACCACUGCACGGCUCUCACCAAGACCCAAUGCCUUCUGUGUAACUCAGGCGAAUACAUGAACACGUGGAACAGAGAGUCGCGGUGUUACCAGCAUACACACUGUGAAUCCAAUGAAGGGCUUCAGGUUGAGAAGGAGGGCACCUCAGAUACAGACACUGUUUGUGCCUGUAAGGAAGGUCUGCACUGCACUAGCAAGGAGUGUAGGAGAUGUGUUCUGCACACGUCCUGUGGCCCUGGCUUUGGAGUUAAGCAGAUGGCCACAGGGACUGCUGAUACUGUGUGUGAACCCUGCCCAGCCGGCUUCUUCUCCAACGAGUCAUCCACUUUUGAAAAGUGUCGUCCUUGGACAAGCUGUGAGGCCAAAAAGAUGGCGGUACUCCAGGAAGGGACGAAUCAGACUGAUGCUGUCUGUGGUUUGCAGCCCCGGAUGCGAGCCCUCCUGGUCAUCCCCCUCAUGGUGGUCAUCCUCAUCGCCGUCUUCGUGCCGGUGUAUUUCUGUAUCAAAAAGGUGAUCAAGGAACCAGAGGAUAAUAAGGCCCCACCCACGGAUGAAUGGAAAGGUCCUGUGGAGAUAGACACUGCUCCAGUGCAGGAGACCCUGCAUGGGUGUCAGCCUGUCGCACAGGAGGAUGGCAAGGAGAGCCGCAUCUCAGUGCAGGAGAGGCAGCUGACGGGCAGCAUGGACGUGAAGCACCUGGUCUGAGAUCCUGGAGCUGUUGCAGGGGCAACGGCAAGGGCCUGGCUCAGAUGGCUGCUGAUGUUUGAGGUUUGAGAGGAGCGAAGACGCAGCCCGCUGCAGUGAACUCUCGUGCCUGGCCCGCCGCUGCCGCCGCCGCCGCCGCCGCCGCCGCCGCCGUCGUAUCCCUCGACUUGGCUUCUGAAGAUGGAGGGAAAGCUCGGGCAUCAAGGGUCCACAGUGAUAUCCACAGAGUGCAGCAGUUGCAGGACCCGGAGUGUAUCGUGGCAGCUUUCACUACUGUAAGGAGGCAUGGACUCCAGAGUCUGUGGCUUUGUGGCUUGUGCUGUUAGAAGGCACCUGAUUGCCCAUCCGCAGGGACUGGCUAAAUAAAUCUGUAAUAUAUUUAUAUAACAGGAUCUCAGAAAUGCUAGUAGGUGGGACAAAAAAAAAAAAACAACAACAAAAAACCAAACAACAACAACAGAAACAGGCAGUGGAAUGAUGGGUGGAGAAAUGGCUUUUAAAAACAUGCCCAGGCAGGUAAGAGGGCUUUUGUAGAUAAAGGCUCUUGCCACCAAAGUCUGAUUACCUGAUUUGAAUCCCUGGGACUACAUGGUAAAAGGAGAUAAUCAAAUUCAGAGGGCUGACAUUUGACCUCCACAUGCACUCUGUGCUACAUGUUCAUGCAUGCAUGCAUGUGUGUGUACGUGCAUACCCUAAGAUGGGUGUGGUGGUUCAUGCCUGUAAUCCCAGCACUCAGGAGGAAGAGGCAGGAAGACCAGGAGUUCAAGGCCAGUCUUGAAUACAUAGUGUAUUCAAGGCUACAUGAUACUAUCUCAAAAACAAACAUGUGCUGGGUGGUGGUGACACACGCCUUUAAUCCCAUCAAUAGAGACUCAGAGGCAGGUGGAUGUCUGUGAGUUCAAGGCCAGCCUGGUCUACAGAGUGAGUUCCAGGACACCCAGGGCUAUACAUAGAAACCGUGUCUCGAAAAAAUUAAAACCAAAACUAAACAAAUAAACACUAAAGAACAACAACUCCUCCCAACAAGCAGAAUGAAGCACACAAAGCCCUCACACGCCCUUAAGCAGUAUCUACAUACUAUAUGGUGGUAUGUAAGUGGGCUGUACAUUAUACUUGAGUACAGUAUGUAUAGAUAGGGAAGGAAAGCUAUGAUACUGUGAAUGGGACACAUUACACGUGUGGGCGAAACAAAGAUUCCAGAUGAAGCACUGAAAACCCCGACUGCAAGAGUGGGUCUGGAGAGGUGGCUCAGUGGUUAGGAGCA